Phlebotomus argentipes is the source of this 1363-nucleotide messenger RNA. It is a transcript of the gene PGRP-LE, whose product is annotated as peptidoglycan-recognition protein LE. The transcript has 5 exons. Gene Ontology annotation, molecular function: N-acetylmuramoyl-L-alanine amidase activity; zinc ion binding. The coding region runs from base 58 to 1335 and encodes 425 amino acids. Lineage: Eukaryota; Metazoa; Arthropoda; Insecta; Diptera; Psychodidae. The record is from RefSeq and is a predicted model, not a curated record. Gene Ontology annotation, biological process: peptidoglycan catabolic process.
GAACCGGAAAGCACAAACUUUUAUUCAGUUUGGCAACGCUCAAAUAUUCACUAUUCGAUGUCUGUCAGCGCGCUGACAAUAUUUGUUUUAUCUGAAUGCUCGCCUUCGAGGGCCGAUAAGAACACUUUCGUGAGUCAGCUUGAUAAAUUUCUCUCUCAUCGGCACGGAGCGCAGCUAUUUUUCGCCAUUUGCUCUCAAUUCAGUAUCAUUGAACGUGCGACAAUGGACAGUAGUAAUCUGCUAGAGAAUUGCGAGAAGAAGGAGCAGAGCAAGAGGUUGGAUUUACCAGCAGAAGAGAAGGAGGAGAACAGCAAUGUGGAAUCAGGCGAUGAAAAGUUGAAAUUCACCACAAAGUGGGUGGAAGAGAACGACUUCGACGCUUCCUCGUGCGCUGGCCAAUCAUCCGUCGCGGACGAGAGCACAAUUUACACGUCUUCCGUGACGGAGAGUGACGCACUGUCCGAAAUGGCAACGCGCUUCGGGACAUCCGUGAGUCUGGACACCGCCGAGGCGACUCUCAUCGCGGGCAGCCACAAGAUCGUCACGUUGGACGGCGAGAAGCCCGUGCAAGUGAGUCAGACGGAGAUUCUGCAGCACAUCUUCAAGGGCGACAGCAACAUCCAGACAUUCGACAAGAUCCAGAUUGAGAACUCCAGCAAGGUUCACAUUGGGAACAUCACCUACGUCACGGGACCCAUUCACAUCACCACAGACAUCGGGAGUCACAGCCGCGAGAGGCGAAACCCGGCAGAGAGCGAGGAGAAGGUCGAGACGAAGAAUCCAGAUUGCUAUAUUGGCAACAAACAGCAACGCCUUCCAAAUACUGAGCCUAGGAUUGUCGAUAGGCGCUCUUGGUUGGCUCAACCACCGCUAGAACCACCAACAAUCGUCACUGAACCCUUUCCCUAUGUAAUUAUCGCUCACACUGCAACGGAGAGCGGCUACAAUCAGGCUGAAAUGGUGUACUUGGUGCGCAUCGUGCAGAGCUUUCACAUUGAGUCCCGCGGCUGGGACGAUAUUGGCUACAAUUUCCUGAUCGGCGGCGAUGGAAAUGUGUACGAGGGACGCGGCUGGAAUCGCGUGGGCGCGCAUACAUUUGGAUACAACAGAAAAGGUCUGGGAAUCAGCUUCGUGGGCUGCUUCAUGAAAACCCUUCCGCCGAAAGUCAGCCUGGACGUCUGCAAGCUCUUGAUCGAGAAAGGCGUCAGAGAGGGCUACAUUGCGCCAGAUUACAAGCUCUUCGGCCAUUGUCAGUGCAUCCCAACGGAGAGUCCUGGAAAAAUGCUCUACGAAGAGAUCAAAACAUGGCCACAUUAUUCAGAGACUUUUGAAUGACACGAGCUUACGAAAUAUUGAUUUUUUG